Molecule: messenger RNA, 487 nt
Organism: Colletotrichum graminicola M1.001
Lineage: Eukaryota; Fungi; Ascomycota; Sordariomycetes; Glomerellales; Glomerellaceae
Exons: 1
Source: RefSeq, a predicted model, not a curated record
GAUUGGGCUUCCUGCUGCAACGCAUGCGCGAUGCUGCGCCGGAUCCGGCUAGUCCCCCUCUCGUUUUGAGGAGCCACCAAGUUUACACAGUACACUAGGUAGUACUCCUAUCUACCAAGUAUCCGUACAGGGUGCGGGAGUUGUGCAGGGAAAGCGAGACGAACCCCACGCUACCUACACUACCGGUAGCUUGACGGGCUCCGUUCGUGCGUCGUUCACGUCGAGUCUUGGCUGCAUGCUCCUCGCCAACCGGGCGUGGCCGAACCGGCGGUUCGUCCCAUGCAUGCCAGGUAAACUAGGUAUGCAACGCCGAGUUGCCCCCCUCCCCUCCGCCGGUGAAGAGAUGAAGGAAGAAAAGAAUGAAAAUGAAAAUGAAAAUAGAGCGAGCAAGCAAGCGACGGGGUGCCUUCCAGAGAAGAAGGGGAAAGAAAAACGAGCAAUAAUAAUAAUAAUCAUAAUCAUAAAUAAAAAUAAAGAAAAGAAUAAG